Molecule: messenger RNA, 1917 nt
Organism: Sodiomyces alkalinus F11
Lineage: Eukaryota; Fungi; Ascomycota; Sordariomycetes; Glomerellales; Plectosphaerellaceae
Exons: 2
Coding region: 185-1729 (514 amino acids)
Biological process (GO): calcium import into the mitochondrion; mitochondrial calcium ion homeostasis
Cellular component (GO): mitochondrial inner membrane; uniplex complex
Molecular function (GO): uniporter activity; calcium channel activity
Source: RefSeq, a predicted model, not a curated record
CAUGACAGUCUGUUCCUGCCGGGAACUUUUGACCAAUUUUGACCAAGUACCUCCAUCAUGAAGGCCUCAUUGAAAGGUACAUGUUCCAAGACACCGGUAUUUGAAGGGCACAGGGGGCUUGUCCUUUCCGACUUCGCAGUUGCAGAUUCCCCUUCGAGUCGUUGACUCCUGGGCAGAACACCUGAUGCCCUCCCUCCAACUCGAGAUGCAUUGCGUGUCUGUACGCGUACUCUGGCGAUCUUGCCAAGGCAUAUGCUCAGCAUCCGCAACUCCAAGUGGUCCUUUAUUAAGGUGUUCCGUUUCUGGCCCGGCUUACGGACAUCCUUUUCUCCGGUCCUUGGCUGCCUCAACCAAGGACCACCCAGACACGCCAGAUUCGAGGGCCCGAGACCUCAAUCAAAAGGAUGUCGAUGAACAAGAGCAGGAGUUUGUCGAGUCCUUCUCGCGUCGGCAGCAGAAUAGCCGGCCAUGGCAUCGAGCUGGUGGCGUAGCGAAUAAACUUCCCAACUCGUUGUUAUCCCUUGAUCCAACAAACGGGGACAGCACCAGAGGCCGACUGCUUACCACACCUACUCGACUCCUGAAGCUGAUAUUGCCCCUCCCAUUCCGGAUACCAAGGAACAGCAAGAGUAGCGAAAGGGAAGAUGCCAAACGGGAGGAAUCCAAAGACGCCAAAAAGGACGGUGAUAAUGAAGACGGGAUCGAGCCGCUCGCUCUGCUGGUCCACCCCCAGCAACCGCUUUCCUAUCUCGAGCGACUCAUCCAGGCCGAGCUCCCCCCGAUUUUCGACGGCAGGCGGGAACGGCUCCCCAAUCUCGUCUUCCGCGCCGAAGGGGAUCUCCAGGGGACAAAGGGGGACAAGGACGACGAGUCCGGGGACGAGCACGGCGGCGCCAUCCGCCAGGACGACAACGAGGGCAACGUAGCCGCCUACUCCGGGCUGGGCCGCGAAGAGCCGGCGCGGUCGGAAUCCGAGGCGAAAUGGGUCCGGUGGAGCAGCAGCACGGAGAUUGGCGACUUCAUCUGCGACGCGGCGCGGGGGCGCGAGUUCGCCAUCAGCAUCGAAGGGUACGAGCCGGAGCUGCGGGUGGCGGUGCCGAGCUUCAACGACCGCACGCACUACAUGCGGGAGCGGCUGCGGCGGAUGUCGCGCCACAUCAGGGGCCAGGCGCAGAUCAAGGAGGAGUGCGACCAGCUGGCGAGCAAGGGGGCGCACCGGCUCGCGCAGGGCGGGUUCGGGGCGCUGGUCGGCUGGUGGGGCGCGGUCUACUACGUGACCUUCCACACGGAGGCCGGCUGGGACCUGGUCGAGCCGGUGACGUACCUCGUCGGCCUGACGACCAUGAUCGGCGGUUACAUGUGGUUCCUGUACAUCAGCCGGGACCUGAGCUACAAGGAGGCGCUCAACGUGACCGAGUCGAGGCGGCAGCAGGCCCUGUACGCCGCGCGCGGGUUCGACCUGGGGGCCUGGAAGGAGCUCGUCCAGGAGGCCAACGCGCUGCGGCGGGAGAUCAGGACGGUGGCGGUCGAGUACGACGUGGACUGGGAGGAUACGAAGGACCUUGGCGGUGAAGCGGUCAAGGAGGUGCUCGAGAGGGAAGACAGCAAGGACGAGAAGAAGCGCAAGGCGGAUGAGGAGGAGGGUGAGGAGGAGGGCCGUCGGGGUGAGGAGAAGAACCGAGGGAGGGACCGGAAGGCCGAGGGAAAGCAGUCAGGUCGCGUGGCGUAACGAGCAUGUGUUGCAUGUGUGGUUUGUUUGGGUUUGUCAUGGACUCGGGGGAGCAUCAUAUAUAUACUCAUACCAUAUGUACCUUACCUUGGAUAGAGCAAGGCUUAUCUUGAAGCAGCGACUGGAAAUGUGGUGCCACGAUAAGAUGUCCCGGCUCGAAAAAGGAUAUGAGACUUCGAAUGUACACC